Messenger RNA from Paramecium octaurelia, 698 nucleotides. NCBI's taxonomy places the organism in Eukaryota, Ciliophora, Oligohymenophorea, Peniculida, Parameciidae. The record is from the annotation of a GenBank genome assembly.
AUUUAAUAUAAAUGGGAAGUAAUAUAUGUAAAUAAGACAAUCCUGCUUCAUAUAUUCACACUAUUGAAUCGGUUUAAAAACGUGAAGUAAUAAAUCAGCCAAAGAAAAAUAAUACACCUGAACCAAAAAAUUCAUAAGUACUUACUGUUUAAGAUUCUGGCCAAAUCUAAUAAAGUUAUGAGUAAGAUUUAAAAGGCAUCGAAAAAGACAAUAUAAAAGGGAACGAAGAUCCAAAGGAUUUAGUACAUGUUAUUAAGAAGGAUGAUGAUAAAAUAAAUAAAGAGUUGAAAAGUGACGAUAAAGCCUUAAAAAAUUAGAAUAAAAAGUGUUCAUAAUGUGAUUAAUUUAUUUCUCUAACAUUUGUCCAACUAAAUUGUAAUAAAAAUUGUUGCUAUCAUCAUCUUUGUAUAGAAGAACACUUAAAAAGAUUAAUUGACUCUGGAAAACCAGUAAUAAAGUGUAGAUGUGGCACCAAACUCAAUUCAAAUUGUCUAAGGUAAUCAUCAAUUAUAGGGAAAAUGAAUUUGCUUUCAAGACUAUUUGAAAAGCAACUUGAUCUUAUAUUACAAUCUUCAUAAUAAAUAAGAAGAGAUGUUGAAGUUCAAAAUUAUGUCUAGCAAAAUCGCAUAUCUAAAGAAUUGUAAGACUACUUUUUAAUGAAAUAAGAUUCCUUAACUUAUGAAGAAACCCCUUAAUGA